Molecule: messenger RNA, 534 nt
Organism: Saimiri boliviensis boliviensis (Bolivian squirrel monkey)
Lineage: Eukaryota; Metazoa; Chordata; Mammalia; Primates; Cebidae
Source: RefSeq, a predicted model, not a curated record
AUGAUGUUUGCCAAGGCCUGGGCUGGUGGUUAUAGGGUGGGCAAACACCGUGCACAGUUCCAUCCGGCAGUCCACGAAAGGUGCAGCCAGAAGGCGAGAAGACACGCUCCGCCUCUCAACGGCAAAGCUCGCAGUAGCCCCGCCUGGCCGCGGGCGUGGCUGGGACCCAGGUCGCCAGCGGCCUCCGGGACUGCGCUCCCGCCCCGGGGCCGUCCCUGGCCUCCGCCUGGUCCCACCGGCGCGGCCCAGGAGCUCAGCGCGACCACCGGCGUAAAGGCGGCGGCAGCGGCGGCUGGCGCACUCCGUGACCUCCAGGGACCGCGGCCUGUCGCGCACUGGAAACAGGGAGGGAAGCUACCACUCUGCACCGUCGGGACAGUGGGAAAGGAGCGAGGGCUCCUGCGGCAGCGGGCCCGCAGCCCACGUCCCCAGGUCCCGCCGCUUCCGACCUUCAUCCGGCUUACCCGCGUCGCCGAAGCCCGCUCUCCGCACCGCGUCCUGCCAGUCGCCAGCGGAGCACGCAGGUUUCGUUAG